Molecule: messenger RNA, 1043 nt
Organism: Dendroctonus ponderosae (mountain pine beetle)
Lineage: Eukaryota; Metazoa; Arthropoda; Insecta; Coleoptera; Curculionidae
Exons: 6
Coding region: 222-836 (204 amino acids)
Source: RefSeq, a predicted model, not a curated record
GAAUAAUAAUAAUCUUUAUGACGAAGCUACGCAAAUGACGCAAUCAUACCUAUGACUGGGGUUUUGCCAUCGACGGGUACCCAUUCAAGAUCAAGUUGUGACCACAUUCAUAAGGAAUUCCGCGGUUAAAUUUUGAAUUCGUCGGUUUAGUUCAGUUUGGGUUCUAACCUUGCAACCUAACGCCGGACAUCAGGUACCGCAUUAUACAAACACCAAACACAAUGAGAUCGAAGCACGAAAUUCCCAACAAAACCGACUACAUGAAGGCAUACACUUUUAAUCUAAUUGAAACGGAACGAACGAAUUGUGAAUUGGAAAACGAGCGAAAUGUCGGAAAAAUUGAUGGGGCGUUUUAUAGGAACUUUUCAUGGCAAAUCAUGGGGAAGCAAAGGGAGCGACACUUGAGCCAGACCGAUGCAAACGACUUAGUCGAAGCUAAACGACAUGAAGCAUUGUCAGGAUCCACGCCUUUAUCAAAUGAAACGCAACACGAAAAAAGUCGUUGUCAAGAAGCCAAGAACGAUGUUCUUAUUGAAUCUAGAACGGAUUUUAUGGGAACUGCACCAAAGAAAUAUGUUUCAACAUGUUAUUUCAAACCGAGAACUGUGCCAGCCUGGUAUACAGAGUGCAUUCUGAUCCAUAUUGGAUCAACUAAGAGAAUCUACGAUGAAAAAAUCUGGUUUAAGCAAAAACUACAGCCAUACUACUGGACAGAAAAGAUGACGACUACGGUUAAUUUUCCUCCAACUAAGGCUCACUUUUCCGACUUGACGAUUCCGGUGAGAGCGGAAGAUGUACAUUUCAUGUCCUUAGAAGCCCAACAGAUUGCUGUCUGAACUGAUUGCUAUUAGACUUAACAAAAGAAUACUACUACUGGUAUUAGUAUUCACCAGCCUCAUUAGGAAUAGAUACGAUUGAUGGCAUUCCAAUACGAAUUUAAAUUUAUUAUCUACAUUAUAUAACGUAUACAUUUAUUAGUCAUUUUUUUACUGAAUUAUGGAGCUCCAUAUUUAUUAGAGUUAAUAAAGAUAUUUGAUGUGUGA